CUAGCGGAGUCAAGAAGAGCUCGAAGAAGUAGCCCCACGGAUUUAUAUCCAAAUCCCGGAAACGGACUGGGGCCGGCCGGUCACGGUCGCACGUCGUCAUCUCCACUCGACCGGUUCGAAGCUCGUAUAAAUAAAUCGGAGACGCCGGAGGAAAGGAGCUUCGGUCGGAGAUGGCGGCCAACCGUCGCAGCGAGGCGAUCGGCGGCGGCGGCGGAAGGGGGGAGUCGGUGGUCGUGGACUGCGGCCGGCGGAGGAGCUCCUGCGGGUACUGCAGGUCGCCCAAUCGGUCCAGCAUUUCUCACGGCUUGAUUGCGCAGAGCCUGACCGUGGAUGACUAUCAAGAUCUCCUUGAUCGAGGAUGGAGAAGAUCUGGCUCUUUCCUUUACAAGCCAGAUAUGAGGACUACGUGUUGCCCUGCUUAUACUAUCCGCUUAAAAGCAGCGGACUUUUCUCCUUCCAAGGAGCAAAAUCGAUUACGCAAACGGAUGGAAAGGUUCCUGGAUGGUACACUGGACACCAAAGCCAAGCCUGAGCUCCUGGAGGAUUUAAAUACUUCUAAAGUGGCAUGUGAAUGUGAAUGUCAUGGAAGGUCAAGCUUGGCAACGGUGGAAACUUCUGUGGACGUGGAGGAGGAUAAGAAUGAGCCAGAACAAUUUAUGCAUUACUUGUCUGAUGCAAUUGAUAAGGCUGUGCAGGCAUGCAUUGAAAGUGAGAUGUUUUCUGCCAAUCUUCAAUUACCUAAAGCUUCUGUCAAAGGAGUCUCCCCAACCAAGAAGAAGAAGCUAGUCAAAGGAUUGGAAAAUCUCUCGUAUACCAGUAACAUUGCUUUCCAGUUGGCUGCCACUUUAAGGCGUGCACGGUCAGAAAAAGAGGAUGAAAGACAGUCAAAGUUCUCUGGAAACUCAGCAGAAGACCAACUGCCUUCUGAGUUGACACCUCGAAGUAUUGGAGAAAAGUUGGCGCAGUCAUUGUCUCAGAUGGGUGAAACAUCUGGCUUCUUGAUCCAAGCAUGUGACGGACAUCUGAACUUUUAUUGUAUCUCAGAGCACGCUUCAGCGGAUAAGACUGGCCAAGAAAAAUCUCUCUCUAAAGAAUCUCCAAGGAGAAGUGGAAACAAGAGAAGAUGUAUGGUGAGGUGCUGUAACCGUUGUUCAGGAAAUAGGCAGAAGCUUGAGAUUCUUCUGAAAAGAUCCACUUUUGAGCCCGAAGAAUUUGAGUUGUAUAGGCGAUAUCAGGUGAAAGUGCAUGAGGACAAUCCAGACCAUAUCACAGGGAGUGCGUACAGGAGUUUUUUGGUUGACACGCCAUUGGUAUUUGUUCCCUCGACCAGCGGUGGUUCAGUUCCUCCCUGCGGUUUUGGGUCUUUCCAUCAGUCAUAUGUUAUUGAUGGCCGAUUAGUUGCAGUUGGUGUGGUGGAUAUCCUUCCUAAAUGCUUGUCGAGUAAAUAUUUAUUUUGGGACCCUGACUUUGCCUUUUUAUCUUUGGGAAAAUAUUCGGCUUUGCAAGAAAUAUCUUGGGUGAAGGAGAAUCAAGUUCACUGCCCCAGUCUUCAGUAUUAUUACCUUGGCUAUUACAUUCAUUCAUGCAGCAAGAUGAGAUAUAAAGCAGCAUAUUGGCCAUCUGAGCUUCUAUGCCCCCUCCGUUACCAGUGGGUUCCCUUCAACAUUGCAAAGCCUCUGCUCGAUAGAAGUAAGUAUGUUGUCCUGUCAGAUUAUAAAGACCAAGAUGAAAAGCCAGUGCUGCCUCCAGUUUCUGAUCAUAUCAGUGAACAUCAGCACGAGGAAAGUGAGCAUAAGGACUUGAAUGAUCGUUUAGUUGGAGAUGAAGAAAUGUUUGAUGUUGAUGAGGAAGAUGUUGAAUCAGAAAGUGAAAGCUCUAAUGUAGAACUCUAUAAAACGGAGGAUAGGGAUAUUGGAAAUGCUCUAAUAGGAUUACCGGGGUCUCGCCUGAGAUACAAGGAUCUGCGAGGGGCCUUUGGUCUUGCUGAGCGGAAAUACCUGGAAGCCCAAGUGCAGAGGUACGUGAGAGUGGUUGGUCGAGAGUUGUCUGAGCGAAUGGUCUAUUCACUUGGUCACCGAGGAGGAGGAGGAGGACGACGACGCCGGUGGCUUCGCUUCCUGGGAUGGUUUUUUCUCGGAGCAUGCACCGGCCGAUCGUCUGGUCUACGCCGGCCAGGGAGUUCUCGAUGGACGAGGCGGACGGCCCGGUUUUGCUGCCCCUGAUGGGGAUGCAGCCUGAGGAACGAUUUGCUUUGAGAGAGCGGAGGAGGCGAGUCUCGCGAUGUAGCAGAAUUUUGAGUCUGAGUUUUUGUUCUAUGAUCAUUCUGUCUGGGGAGAGAUAUCUUGUGGUCAUAUCACUGUGGUGAUUUGAAGAGCUUCGUGCUCUGAUUAUAAGUGUAGUGCGAUGAUUAGGUUAAAGGGCAAUACCGAUGAUUCUCGUGCUAUGAAAGCGAUGCUGUUAUCGCUGAGUCAAGUCAGGGAAAAUAGAUUUCUAGAAAGAGAAAGCCGCACUUUUGAGCUAAUAGAGGGAUUUUUUUUUUUCUUUUUUUUUUGCUGUUAGAGCAUCUUAGUACUGUUUUCACGUAGGAUCACUUCAGAUGACCUCGUAGUGGUGCUAAUUCUGUGGGAAAAAUGAUGAUCUUUGCAAUGCUUCAGAGAUUGAAUUCGCAA
This is a messenger RNA of Eucalyptus grandis, 2669 nucleotides long. Its product is annotated as arginyl-tRNA--protein transferase 2. The transcript has 6 exons. The record is from RefSeq and is a predicted model, not a curated record. Gene Ontology annotation, cellular component: cytoplasm. Gene Ontology annotation, biological process: protein arginylation. NCBI's taxonomy places the organism in Eukaryota, Viridiplantae, Streptophyta, Magnoliopsida, Myrtales, Myrtaceae. Gene Ontology annotation, molecular function: arginyl-tRNA--protein transferase activity. The coding region runs from base 171 to 2222 and encodes 683 amino acids.